GGAGGGCACAUUUGUCGGCCGCAUUUGGAGGAGCCUUCGCGCAUCAUGAUGACGUCAUGCAGCCUACAAAUGCGCACUUUGAGGAUGUAGACGGUGGAUUCAGCUCAUAAACCGCACCAGGCCUCUUCCACUUCCUCUCCCUCCUCCUGUGACGGCUGCUGUUAGCUGCCCACCAAGCACUUAGCAAGACUGCGACUAGCUACUAGCUUUGGCUUCAAAAAAGAGAAGUGAAGGUGGGGAGGAAGAGAGACGAGGUCCGCUGACUGGUAUCUGGAAACAAACCGAUGAAAAACACAAUGUUGCGAAAUCGCUGAACGCCCCGUCGCUUUUGCGGAGAAUGGCUGACAGCCGAGUAGCAGCGAUAACAUUGGCUCCACACCUUCAUCGCGUCCUGUCUUUUUCUCUCCCGCAGGAAGCCUUCAUCGCCAUUGAGGGGAUUUAUGGGCUCACAAGUUUCAUCUGAUGAGAUGAGUGUCCGUGCCGGCCAGGGGAGUGAUGAGGUGCUGGUGUCACAGGCCGUGUGGGAUUACCUUGCUGCGGCUGGGGGGCCAUGGCUCCUUGACUUCCAGCACAAGCAGGGCGUGAGCGCCGGCAUAAUCCGGCGGGGGGAGAGAGGGGGCUGCUGUGCCGUGAGGUUGCAGCCUGUGGGAGGUUCCAGGCUCUCCGGGGUGGCGGAUGGACCCGUCACCAGCGAGACGCGGAAAGCCUUCAUUGACCUGUGCCGCUGCGCCCGCAAAGAGAUGAGCAAGCAGGAGGGGGGCUCCAAGAGGAAGAGAGCCCUGCUGCCCUGUGUGGGGGUCCUGGAGCCAAAGGAAGAGGGGAAUCUGGUUCAACAUCAGCCUCCGCCGCCGCCGCCUCAGCCUCGCCGCUCCCAGAGACAGCAGCAGCAACAGAAGUUUAGGAAACCUGCCGAUGAGGAGUCCUGCUCCAUGUUCCAUGAGGUGGCCCACAGGAAAGACUGCGGGAUGGCUUCCCACAGCGAGGCUGACGACCACAUGUCUUGCUCUAUCUGCAUGGGGGACAUUGUGGAGAAGACAACGCUGGAGAAAUGUGGCCACUCCUUCUGCCGCUCUUGCCUGGAUCAAGCCUUCAAGGUAAAGAGGGCCUGUCCUGUGUGUCGGCUUGUUUACGGCCAGUUGAUUGGUAACCAGCCUGCCAACGGCACCAUGAUUGUCGAGCGAGAUCCGGACCUGCAGCUUCCGGGUCAUGAAGGCUACGGGUGUAUCUGCAUCAUCUACAGCUUCCCUCCUGGCUUACAGGCGCUUGAGCAUCCAAACCCGGGUGUGCGGUACCCAGGAACAGACCGUGUGGCCUACCUCCCUGAUAGCCCAGAGGGGAACCGCGUUCUGGGCCUUCUGCGCCGGGCCUUCGAGCAGCGCCUUACCUUCACGAUCGGUACCUCCAUGACGACGGGCUUGCAAAAUGUCAUCACCUGGAAUGACAUUCACCACAAGACCUCAAUAUGGGGCGGGCCCCGCUGUUUUGGCUACCCAGACCCCACGUACCUGGUGCGAGUGACAGAGGAGCUCAGAGAGAAAGGUAUCACGGUGGACUGACGGCAUUGAAUUGAAAAGGACCUUCAGGACUUUGGCAGGUGUCACGGUUGUGGACAAAGCUUGGCUCCAGGUUGUUCUGUAAACGUUCCGCCCCCAUCCCAUGAAGCUUUUUGGGCCCUCAGCAGACGGGUGCUGCAGCAGAGUCCUCAUCAAUCCGUUCCCACACAUUUUUCCUUAGAGGUUCAGUUUAACUCCACGCCGCACGUGGAUGGAAGGUGAGAGUGAGUGCAGUGCAUUCUCAAAUGACACAAUCCUCCACUUGUUUUUUUGGAAAAUGCACUUUGCUACUUUAUUAUUUGGUAUACGGCACUUACUCUUAUGAAGACAUGUCUUGAAUGUUUCUGCUCUGAUGAUUUCCUCAUUAGUUCUAAUCACAUUUUAUUUCCUUAUUUCCCAGAUGACAGCUUCAGCCCCCCCCCCCCAACUUCUUGCAAUCUACAGCACUCACGGGCACUUUUUUAUAAGGGAGCAUUUUUUGUAAAGCAUCUGCUUUCUUCCUGAUUGUUUUUGAAAAGCGUUUAGGGUAAACAGGUUUUCGCACUUGGUCAUGUAAUUUGUCAAACAGAUACCAUUGCCAUACUCUUUGUGUAGAUCAGGACCCCCUUCCCCCCACCCUUCUUGGCCAUCACUCACACGUGUACCUUGAAAAUGUCUCCCAGGUAUCAAGCCCAUGACUUUAGUUGUUAGGAAGGCACUCAUCUAAUUACCAGAUUUAUGAAGAUGUCAAAUAUUCUGGGCAUAUAAGCCACUGAACCAAAUGAAAGGCACAAAAGCUCUUUAAAAAAUCUAUGCCGACGUCCUUGUCAAAGUGGGAGAGUUGCCUGUUUAGCGCUCAUUAAAAAUGAGACUACUGUUGGAAAUGUUGAUCUGAAUAGAUGAUAUAUCUACACAGUACAAAAACAACUUACUUGGGAACAAUGAAUUAUGAUUUGAAUUGUUAGGGUGUGGAUUUUGUUGUGCCUUUUCUGAUACUCCUGGUGAAAUAAGCAUGAUGGUAAGCAAAGUACGUUUGGGUGUAUUGCAGUGUUUUUCUUGGUAAACAGCGUUAUGUUUGUAGCUAUACUUACAGGCUUUAAAGGGGAACUGCACUUUUUGGGGAAUUCAGAUCAUUCCCAAUCUUUAUGUGAAAGACUAUAGACUUUACCAGACUUUACUGGAAUGUCUUUCCGAGACUAUUGAUUUCACAGACGUAUUGAUCAGAACUAAUCCUGAGAUCCUGAGUCUUCGUGGCGAUGUUGUCGGGUCGAGGUUGAGAGCUGGUAUCCUUCCGUCUGUCCUGUUGUUUUGUUGUUAGCUUAUGGAUUCUCUACUUUGACUAACUAUUCGGCUUAUUGCCGACACAUGUGAGGCAUGAUUUGUAACCUAGCAUUAACUUUUCCAAACUAGCAACACAGUACCAGCACCGUUGCAGCACAGGUUGCGUCACUGGGGAGUAGCUCGAGUGACACAGAGAUGUAGCUGUAUCCCAAUGAUGUACAUUUUAGCUAGCUCAAAUUAACUUGUUUUCUCAUGUUAUAAUGCACAGAAAAGGGAAAUAUGUGUUCAUCUUUCACAUAAAGAUUGGGAAUGAUGAGCCAAAUUCCCAAAGAAGCGCAGUUCCCCUUUAGGGAAAAAGGCACUGUUCAUGCAAACACGUAUUAGCAUUUUUUUCAUAAACUUGGAGUCCAGACAUUCUUUGAAUUCUGUUUUAUGUUUGAAAGUGUUUUGCUAAGUGCAGUAACCUGCUUGGCUAGUGAUACAUUCGGCAUUACAUACAAGUAAUUUCCCGUUUUCACACCCUUAUUUUUUUCAAGGGACCAACUGAAAUAUUUUUGGACACAGGAUUGUAGUUUACUCGACUACUGUGUAAACAUGUCUAUGCAUUAUGUGAAUGAGGAGGAGCUGGGGGGUGAAUCAUUUGGGAGGUGACGCAUGGGACAAAUAGAGGUUGCAAUUUUGCUUUUCUAACUGUCAAUUGGUACUUUGUUGAUCUCCAGAAUAAUGUGCUUUACAUUUUAAUACUUGAAUAAAAUAAAAACUCAUAUUUGA
Doryrhamphus excisus (bluestripe pipefish) is the source of this 3584-nucleotide messenger RNA. RefSeq names its product deltex E3 ubiquitin ligase 3 (gene dtx3). Gene Ontology annotation, biological process: Notch signaling pathway; protein ubiquitination. NCBI's taxonomy places the organism in Eukaryota, Metazoa, Chordata, Actinopteri, Syngnathiformes, Syngnathidae. The record is from RefSeq and is a predicted model, not a curated record.